CUCAAAUUUAAAAAAUAAAUAUAAAAUUCUCUCUUUCUCUCUCACGUACAAAAAACACGCACAAAUUAUGCAGACAUGUUUCUCUCACCGAGUGCAAUUAUUAGGAUCUUGACGGUAACAUGUUGAUUGGAAGUUCGAACAUUGCACUGCGUUCUUCGACCAUACGGAGCUGUAAAAUUAAUUGAGAUUUUGUGUCAAGUAGAUAAUAUGGGGGGUGUAUUGACAGAGUCAUGGUUCAGUAAUAUAUGGAGGAGUUCGAGAAAGAGCAUAGCACUGGAACCUGAAAAGCCCGUGAUAGGAAUUUUGGCAUUCGAAGUCUCGAGAUUGAUGUCAAAGGUGGUUUAUCUGUGGCAAUGUCUAGAUGAUAGGCAAAUUGUUAGAUUCAGAGAAGAGGUUGUAAACUCGAUUGGGAUUCAAAAGCUCGUUUCUGAUGACGAUGAUCAUCUCAUGGAUCUUGCUCUUGCUGAGAUACUAGAGAAUUUGGGAAGUGUGGCCAAAUCAGUGACUAUACUGGGGAAGAAGUGUGCUGGUCCAAUAUAUCACAAUCUUGAGCGUGUUUUUGAAAACCCACUUGACAUUGAUCUUAAUUGGAAUGGUUGGCGAUAUAAGCUGAAGAAGAUGGAAAGGAAGGUUAAGAAAAUGGAACGGUUUGUUGGCGCCACCGACCAGUUGUUUCAAGAGCUUGAAGUGUUGGCAGAGCUUCAGCAGAGUCUGAGGCGGAUGCAGGCUGGUGCUGGUUUAGGCCAAGUGAAAUUGCUCGAGUUUCAGCAGAAGGUAGUUUGGCAACGUCAGGAAGUGAAGAAUCUGCGGGAGAUGUCUCCUUGGGUUAGAACGUAUGACUACAUUGUACGCCUUUUGCUUAGAUCCAUUUUCACUAUUGUUACGAGGAUUAAACAUGUAUAUGGUAUAAGUCAUAUAGAAAAUGUGGAGGGAAUUAAUCAUUAUGAGUGCAUCCCCAAUGAUUGCCUUACUCGUAAUAAUUCCAUGUCUGCUAUUUUGAAAUUACCACCACCUCCAUCUGAAAACAACCUGUCUAGAUUUCCUGGUCCUUUUGGAAGGUCAUUUUCAAAUCUGGAUCUGAGCUGUGAUAAGAAUAGAUCUAGGAACAAGAAGUUGCACACCCGCUCACUGUCGUCUCUUGGUUGUGGGAUACAGCAAAAAACAAAAUCGAGGCAUUUUGAUCCUGUUGGACCUUUCAAAGGAUGCAUGACGGGUGGAAGUGAUUCACCUGUUGUUCAGAGCUACACACCAUUGAGCAUUGGCGCUUUGAGAUCAAAUGGUGCUUCAAAGAGAUAUGCAGAUGAAACAAAUGACACCAAUGCAGUUUCCGGCAAAGUAUCUUUCUUCAAUUUCAAGCGUCAGCUUUUAAAUGCCCCUCCGUCUACUCUAGGUUAUGCUGCUUUAGCACUCCACUAUGCAAAUAUCAUCAUAUUAAUCGAGAAGCUCACUUCAUCUCCUCACUUAAUCAGCCUUGAUGCAAGAGAUGACCUUUACACUAUGUUACCUGCAAGUAUCCGAAGCUGUCUCAGGGUCAAGCUAAAGGUUUUUUCCAAAACUUCGGCAUGUGCUUAUGAUGCUGCCUUUGCAGCGAACUGGAGCUUCGCAGUGUCGAGAAUACUCGAAUGGUUGUCUCCACUUGCUCACAACAUGAUAAGAUGGCAUUCUGAGCGAAACUUUGAGAGGCAGCAAAUGGUUUCCAGGACGAAUGUGCUCCUUGUCCAAACCCUUUACUUUGCAAACCAAGAAGAGACUGAAGCAGCAAUUGUGGAACUUCUCAUGGGCCUAAAUUACCUCUCAAGAUUUGCUCAGGAAAUUACUGAAAAGCCCUUCCGAAAAUCUUCAUGCAGCAGAGGAUGUGAUGGUAAUAUGUUCCCCAAGGAUAACUUCUACAACAUGACAUCAAGUGAGGUAUAAGAUCCAAUGGCAGGAUUCAUGAAGAGUUCUUUUGCUUCUUAAUCAAACUGGCGCUGCUGUUUCAUAAGUUUCAGCUUUCUUCAAAAGCAUUUCGUCAAGUCAAAGGUACUCUUUUAAGCACUCAAAUGAGAACCUCAUUGCUGCUUUUAAGUAAUCAAAUGACUCGACUUCUUGGGCUGCGCCAUGGAGGUUUACUGAUUUCUUCAUAUAAAAAAGUAGCUUAAAUAUGUCAGCCAUUCUCGCGUGGAAAGCUUAGCACUUCCUUUUCGCAAUCAUUCUUUAGCUAAUCUGGGAAUGUAUGUUAUUGUUGCAAAUAGAUUGUAUUUCAAUUUGCUUUUCAUUGGCAGUGUUUGCAAAUGUAAAACGGUCUGCAUUUUAGUGAUUUUGUAUAGCUAAUGAGUCUCUUUCCGUAGAUCAGUUGUGUUGUUUACAUUGAGCCUCAAUGUGUAGAUAAAUUUUUAUCUGCUAUUGAUUGUUUGGUUUUCUGACUCGCU
This is a messenger RNA of Olea europaea var. sylvestris, 2408 nucleotides long. RefSeq lists its product as uncharacterized. Bases 208 to 1914 code for a protein of 568 amino acids. NCBI's taxonomy places the organism in Eukaryota, Viridiplantae, Streptophyta, Magnoliopsida, Lamiales, Oleaceae. The transcript has 2 exons. The record is from RefSeq and is a predicted model, not a curated record. Gene Ontology annotation, biological process: positive regulation of growth.